AUGAGAACCUCGAUCUUUGUUUUCUCGGUGGUCACAUUCGGAAACAUAUUCGUCUACCAUUCAUUCAUCCUAUCUUUGAAGAUUCCGAUUCCAAGUACCUCAAACAUUCUCAAUCGUCGAUGGCUUUCGAAGAGAGACGAAGCGAUCCCUACUUCGCCUAGUGGAGGUUAUGCUCCUUCAUGGCAACCCUGUCCUGAAGGUUUACAAGUCCGACAGCCAUCCGUGGAUGGACCCUUAAAUUCCAAAGAGCUUGAAUACGUGAAUCAAAAAUCAUCUAAAUCAAUACCACUUUGGAGGGAUUAUUUAUCAAACGUCGGUUUAAUCGAUUUCGAUGUGGAUUUAUUCCUUUCAAAUGCUACGAAAGAUUCAAAUCAAGCAUCAAAAAGUUUACCGAACUUUGGAUUUGCUAUAUCAGGUGGUGGAGCUCGAGCUGGACUAGUAGGAGCAGGUGUACUAAAUGGAUUUGACGGGAGGAACCCGGAAGCUCAUAAAAUGAGAACUGGUGGAUUACUUCAACUUGCUAAUUAUGCGGCUGGACUCUCAGGAGGUUCAUGGCUACUUGGAAGCUGGGCCACUUCAAAUUUUCCGAGAUUCACAUCUCUCAAUGAAACGGUUUGGAAAUUAACAGAACCAGACGCACUUUAUGACCUUCAUAUCUUGAAGCAAAUAGAUCGAGACUUGCAAACAGCAACAGAAAAAGCUAAAGCUGGUUUUGAGACGAGUAUAGUGGAUGCUUGGGCUCAGUUGAUUGUCGAUCAUACAAUAAACACGACACAAAAUGCCAACGCGGUCCUUUUAUCCUCUGUGAGGAAUUUGACGGGAUAUUCUACUCAUUAUGCUCCAUUUAUUAUUGUCACAGCAACUUCGAGAGCACAAGGAAAAGGAGAUAUGUCAUUAGAAAACCCAGUUUAUGAGUUUACACCAGAGGAAUUCGGAACUUGGCAUCCUUCUCUCAAUGCUUUCAUUCCUAUCGAACUCUUGGGUACUAAAAUCAACCAGGGUCUGCCAUAUCGUGGAGAUCAGUGUGUAGUAGGGUUUGAUUCUAUGGGGUUUAUUAUGGCAACCAGCAGUAAUGUGUUCUCACUCUCGAGCAAAACAGACGGACAACCAUUUUUUAUCGCAUUGGCACAUAAAUUUCUCAACGCAUUAGCUCAAAAUGUAUUUGAUGAAUCAAUCAUUCCUAAUCCAUUUCGUGGACUCGGGUUAGGUUAUGGUCUCAAUAGUGGUUAUCCAGCAAGAGAUGAUGAUAACCUUUAUUUAGCUGACUCUAGUCUAUCCGGAGAAACACUUCCUCUGUGGCCCUUAAUCCAGCCUAGUCGAAAUUUGGAUGCGAUCAUCGCAGUUGAUUCUUCAGUAUCGCCACGGAAAUGUAAGGUUGAAUAUAUAGUGAGACCUAAUUCAUUCGCACAGAUCCUAAUGGUACGAGUCUUUAUGCGUCAUACGCGAAAACCUUGCAACCGGACUAUGAAGCUUAUAGCUUUCCACGGCAAGUCCCUCCAACAUGAAUUUUGGUAUUCAAUCUGGCUCACUCCACUUCUUGAAAUGUGGGUGGAUGAUAGGGUACCAGAUCCAUACGAGGGAGAAUUCUCGAGACGGGGAUACAAUAAACGACCAGUGUUUUUCGGGUGUAAUGACAAGAAAGGAGCUUUAAUCAUCUACCUCCCCAAUUAUUAUAUCGUAGCAAGUACUGAUGCACCCACGGCGCAGAUGCAAUUUAGGCAUACUGAAUUAGAUGGAUACUUCUCAAAUGGAUUCGCAAUUGCCACUCAAUCAAAAGACUCGACAGAUGAAUUAAGUGAUACAUUAGAAGAUAAUCUCAAUCGAAUAGGAGCUUCAAACCCAAUAGAAUGGUCAGCUUGUUUAGCUUGUGCUCUUAUAGAUAGACAGCACAAACGGAAUGGUAUGGAUCGUACAAGCCAAUGUCAAAGUUGUUUUGAUCAGUAUUGUGCAAUUGAUUAA
This is a messenger RNA of Melampsora larici-populina 98AG31, 1959 nucleotides long. RefSeq lists its product as uncharacterized. NCBI's taxonomy places the organism in Eukaryota, Fungi, Basidiomycota, Pucciniomycetes, Pucciniales, Melampsoraceae. The transcript has 11 exons. Gene Ontology annotation, molecular function: A2-type glycerophospholipase activity. The record is from RefSeq and is a predicted model, not a curated record. Gene Ontology annotation, cellular component: cytosol. Gene Ontology annotation, biological process: glycerophospholipid catabolic process. The coding region runs from base 1 to 1959 and encodes 652 amino acids.